This is a messenger RNA of Aspergillus affinis, 4875 nucleotides long. RefSeq lists its product as uncharacterized. Lineage: Eukaryota; Fungi; Ascomycota; Eurotiomycetes; Eurotiales; Aspergillaceae. The record is from RefSeq and is a predicted model, not a curated record. The coding region runs from base 1 to 4875 and encodes 1624 amino acids. The transcript is spliced from 8 exons.
AUGGCAUCUCACACAAGUGCCCGUGACCUCGUCAGGAGAAUUGCAAAAGGCCACGGCCAUUUGGGCGAAAAGACUCUUCAACGUAUGGACCCGGAGACCCGCCGGGAGGUCGAGGAAGCCAUGCUGAAAAAGGAUGAGCUGAUCGGGUCUACUGUUAUAACUCUGGCCAAAAAUGUAUACAACAGCAGCGCCAGAUUUGUCUUCGAGCUCUUGCAGAAUGCGGAUGAUAACAGCUACUCCCGAGCCAGAUCGCGUUCAGCAACCCCCUACGUUUCGUUUCAAGUAUAUCCCCGGCAAAUAGUCCUGGAGUGCAAUGAGGACGGCUUUACGCAUGAGAAUUUGGUUGCCAUCUGCAAUGUUGGACAGAGCUCGAAAUCGGGUGCCCAGGGCUAUAUUGGAGAGAAAGGCAUCGGAUUCAAGUCAGUCUUCAUGGUGGCUUGGAAGGUCCUCAUACAGUCAGGAGAGUUUUCUUUCUACUUCCAGCAUAGGAUAGGCGACUCGGGAAUGGGCAUGAUAUCACCCAUCUGGCAGGAGGUUGAGGAGAAAGUCCCGGACGGUAUAACUCGCAUUACGCUAUUCUUGCAUGAUAGAGGGCCAGAUGAGGUCCUGGCGAGGCAACGGGAGACAACGCUUCAGCAAUUUCGGGAUCUCCAAGCCACCUUUCUCUUGUUUCUGAAGAACCUCAGAAGGAUCGAGGUUCGGACUUAUAACGACUCGGAAGAGCAAACUUCAUCUGUGAUCUAUUCAAUGCAUUACUGGCCGUACCAUCUGGUCAAACUUGCAAAGGAAACACAGAGGGGAGAAACGACCCAGGUUGACAUUCAAAACUUCCACAUCACCAAAAAAAUCGUUAAAGGUCUUCCGAAAAGUGAAAAUCGAAACUAUACAGAGGCUGAGGAUUUGAGCAAGGCGUAUGCAAACGCCGAGAUUGUACUCGCGUUCCCAUUGACUCCAGACUCUAUUCCGGUUAUUGAACCACAGGAUUUCUUAAUUCAUGCGGAUUUUGUCACAGAUGCCAGUCGGCAGGAUAUUGUUCGAUCCUCCGCUCGCAACCUCAAGCUCCUCGGCCGUAUUGCUCGGGUAUUCGUGAAAGCUGUGUCGCAAUUUUGCCAGCAUAUAACCCUGCGGCACCAGUGGAUGCGUUAUCUUCCCCAAGCUAAUGAAACCCAUUGGGACUAUUUUUGGGCCCAGCUACUUGACAACAUCCGCCUUCACCUUUCAAGAACCCCGGUCCUGUGGACCAAAAGUUACAGCGAACUGCGCUGCAUCGGGGAUAUGCGAAGACUCCCAUCAUAUAUGUUGGACAAAAAUGGAGAUCCCCUCCUAGUGGAUUUGAGGCCUGAGCAAUACCUCGCUUCUGAAUAUCCAACGAAGGAUUUGGACCUUCUCGAAGGCUAUGGACUUCUCUUGUUGGACGAGGCGGGGUUCCUCGACAGAAUUCGUCAGGACCUUGACAGGGGAGAGUUCUCUGUGGUACGGUCAUCCUUUGACGACGACUGGCAUUCUCGUGUGGCAAAAAUUUUAAUUUCUGCCUUUUCAGCGAAUUCAGAACGGAUGAAAGUUCUUUCAUUUAUUCCGUUGAUUGACGGAGAAUGGAAAUCAGCCCGGUCGAUCAUCGACAAACCCAUCUAUUAUUCGCACUGCGCAGGGUAUCCGAUCCCGACUAAUAGAGGGUGGAACUUGGUUAGCCCGAUUGCCGAGAAGAUCCCAGAACGUAGUCUACUAUUUGGUCUGCUUGGAGUCCGGAGACUCGAGGUAUCCCGUGUUCGACGAGCGAUUAUAAGAUACAUUUCCAAGGACUUCGUUAAUCCCCAGAAUUCCCGUCAGAAUUUGCACUUCCUUUAUCUUACUGCCCGUGUUGAUCGUUCCACUGACUCUCCACCCGACUAUGACGGUGUUUGUCUGAUAGACCGACAGAACAGGAAGCGGCAACCGCAGAAGAGUACGUUCUUUUUCCCAGGCAACAACCCGUACGGUGCCGAGCGAUUACUAGAGCCUAUAGAGCCAAAGGGAACCGGCAAAGUUGCUCCAGGCCUUGAUGUAUCAAUACUCCAUUCCCAUUACAUGGAGGACUGUCCGACGCCACCAGAGGGUAAAGGCCGAACCUGGAAGACGUGGCUGAGUGAAAUGCUGCAUGUCCGUGAUACCGUUCCCCUCACUCGCUUUGGGAGGCUGAGUGAAGAGUGCCUCUACAUAGCAAAGCACCGUCCGGAUCAUUUCUUGGGCUUCUUAGUGAACUCCUGGGAGUCUGAGGGCGCCACUGUCAUGGCGGAUCGACAGCUGAUAAAGGAGUUGCUAGACAUUAAUGCCCUUUGCGAAAGCGGAGACAUGUACCCUCUGGGUAUGGCAUAUGUACCUGCUCCUGAACUAGCCUAUGCCAGGCAAUUCCUUCUGGAAGACGACUUUUUCCCGUGGAUUCAAGUGGACGCAUCUCUGCGCAAAAGCGCCUGGCUUUCCGCCUUGAGUGCCAUGGCUAAGUCAUUGGGUUUUGGGUUUCCACGGUCGGAGCUGGAGUUUUACCUUGCCGUUCUACGCUUUAUCGCCAAGGCCUCCUACAAAGUUGAAGGCCCACUGAUAGAGGCUGAUCGAUUGUUUGAUCUGUAUUUUCGAAUUCAAGCCCGAUACAGCGAAUCUGCGACUCCAAAUAUCAGUGGUGAUAUAAUUAGGAAAAUUUUCAUGUCCGAGAGACUCGUGUAUGUGCCCCAGCUUGGUGAUCAGCAUGCCUUCUGGACCGAUCCCAAGUGGUCUUUAUGGGAAGCGCCUGAAGACAUGAUUUACAAACCCUCUCUAAAAUCCCGAUAUGAAAACGUCAAGAAUGGGAUAUACCUCGCCGAAUUUUUUCAAAGCACGCUUGGCAUACCAAAUGCUAGCUUAGAUGAUUUCAUGGAUGAGUUGCUCGAACAAAAUGCGAAUGGUUCUGUUAACCUCGACCAUAUAUGCAAAUUGUACUCGGAAAUUGAUAAGCUAACGCAGGAGAUGAACCCUGGCGUUGCAAGAGCAGUCAGGGAGAAGUUCGAAGAAUGUCAGCUUAUUUAUUACACAGAUGGAGACGACGGCGAUUGGCACCGCCCAUCUCAGUGUCUGUGGUCGACAACUACUGACAUCAAAGGGAUGGUGGCGCUGAACGACCUGUACGAGGACCUCUUCAGCUUUUUUGUCGAGCUUCUGGGUGUUCGCACGUUGACACUUGAGAUGGUUCACGAUAAACUGGUUGAGCAAGGAAGGGGCCAAACGUCCAUCAACGAGGUGAAAGACACGAUAUGGCUGCUGAAUUCAUACCUCCAAGGCGAGGAAGAGCCUCCGAGUCCCACGCAGGCGCUUGCAAGCAAGGUGUUUCCAGUCCGAUACCCCGAUGGUAUUGUCAGUCUUUGCAGCUCCGUGGUGGAGUUUACCAUAUUUGACCGCAAGCACUUGUCGCAUUAUUUUUCCGACCAAGUCAAGUCACUUGACUUUGAGCUCAACGAGUUCCCACGCCUGGCACCAUUUCUCCGAUGGGCUAGGCUAGAGGCGCGAUAUCUGUCAUCAUCUGUCAAGGAGAUCUCGGCGCAUUCUGGCGAAUCCCACAGAUUGACUUCACCGGGCCGAAACAUCGCUCAGAAAGCCCAUGGUCUGCUCCGAAUCGCUGUGCAUUAUCAGAGUCCACGUGCGAUAAAGAACGAGGCCGGAUUUUACGAGAUUCUCAAGAACAUUGAUGUUAGUGAGACAGAUGGCAUCACCUCGGAGUUACACCUCAAUCAGGACGGGAAGGAUAUCAGAGUUGAAGUCGCCAAAAGCGAACUACACCUCCAAGAAGACGGGUCCGCACUAAAGAUAUAUGUUCCGAGGAAUGAGAAGGCCCAGUACCUAUGCUUCCUUGACAGGAUGCCCAGGGCCCUUUUAGAUUGGAUCCUUACCGAGCCGUCUACGGGGAUCUCUGAGCCAUUCGACGAGAGGGCUCUGAACGUGAUGCAAAAUCUCAUACAGGCAUCGAGUGAAUAUGUGUCUCUAGCUCUUGACAGAGCAGGGAUCUUGUUAGUUGAAACGCCAGAAGAUCCGAUUCAUAUCGACAUGGAAGUUACUGCCCUUCCGGACGUGACGGCCACCGACGGCACCCACACCACACGGGCUACCGUUAGUAGCGACAGUGGACAUGUCUCGGUCUGGAAUUCAGAUGACUCCACUUCUUAUGGGCCAUAUGAUGCCCCGAUUGAUAUCCCCGGAGGCACUACCCCAUUUCCAGGAACAGCACGCACUUCCCUUGGUGGGUUGGGUUUUUCUGCACGUUCCGCGCAAACAACGACUGGUCACAUCGUUCCUCGACAAUCUGAUCUUGAGCCUGUCAGUCUGCCGGCGGAUUCAGAAUAUCACAGACUCCUUCGUCACGUUGUUUCUGCCGCCAGGGAUGCUGUGUUUCCGAGCCGAGAUCCUUUCGAUAUGGCAGCACUCAGUCAUGGUCUGGACGCUUAUUUUUCCGAAGGUGGCGACUAUUUCCGGCUCCGUACAAUGGAAAAAAUUGAACGUGAUAAGCGCAUUGGGGCAGCAGGAGAAUUAUUUGUCUUUGAAUUGUUGUCACGCUUAGCCCCGACGCUGCCGGACUUCUCUCAUGAUAAUUGGCAGAGUACAAUUCGUCAUUACGUGAACGUUCACGAAGAUUAUGAAGAUCUGGCUCCGUGGAAUGGGCGAGAGACAGCGGAUAUAUUAUAUGCUGACAGAGACGGCAUCUUCACUGCCCUAUUGGUUGACAAGGGGUACUUACACGCAGAUACCUGGGUAGGACGACGACCUACAUACUAUCUCGAAGUCAAAGCAACAACGAUGUCCUGGGAAACCCCAUUCUAUAUGAGCAAAAAUCAGUAUAAAAGAGCUGCCGGCGUGCAAGCUGUUCCUCAACAGUAA